Messenger RNA from Calliphora vicina (urban bluebottle blowfly), 2926 nucleotides. Its product is annotated as integrator complex subunit 3 homolog. NCBI's taxonomy places the organism in Eukaryota, Metazoa, Arthropoda, Insecta, Diptera, Calliphoridae. Bases 697 to 2421 code for a protein of 574 amino acids. The record is from RefSeq and is a predicted model, not a curated record. The transcript is spliced from 2 exons.
GUUGAGCAGUCGUUGGGUACGUUUGUAUAAUAUUCUAUAUCGGAUGUGCGAAAUACAUAUUUUGAAAAACUUUUCUGGUUUUUUAAUUCACAUUUUGAGUAUAAUAAAAAUUUCUAUAUAAAAUCGGUUCAUAUAGAGACCCACACUACAACUUAUAUUCACAUUUACUUUAUGCUCUUCGUGUUUUUAUUUGUCGCUCUCGUGGUUUAAAGAAAAUUGUUUGUGUUUAUACAUAAGUAGAUAUAUAUAGCAAUACAUAAAGCAAGAGUGCAUGUACUCUUUGUUGUUGUUUAUAAAGUGUAUCAAUGAAGUACUUGUUUUUGUGCAUGCAUACUAUAUGAGCAUGAAUCAGAGUGUGUGAAGGUAGAACAAUAACAAAUGUAAGAGUAAAUAAACAAAAAAACAAACUAAAACUAAACGGUUUUUAUGUGAAAGUGUAUGUAAAAAUAAAAACAUUCACCAAAUAAACAGUAAUACUACAGCAACAACAUCAUCAUUAUCAUCAUCAUCAAUAAUAAAUAACAACAACAAUAAUAAAAACAAAUAAACAAACGGGGUCUUGAGAUUUACACAUGUGUAUGUGUGUAUUUUCUUUACGCAUACAACAACAACAACAGCAUUUCAACUAAGAGAAGAACUUAAACCGUUAUUAAAAAUCAAACAUAAAGAAUAAGAAAUAAAGUUAAUUGUUAAAAAAUGCCUACUGUUAGACGAUGCUGUAUAGUGGGCUGUAUGUCUAAUUCGCGACAAGCUCCCAGUUUGCAGUUUUUUCAAUUCCCCCGACCAGAUAAUCCCUUCUACAAACUUUGGACACAAGCCUGCCAGGCCUCACUGAGCCGUAUUUUACCUUUUAAGAAGCCGGUUGUGUGUGCUUUACACUUCCAUCCCCAGUGCAUAGGAGGCAGACGUUUGACAGGCAGUGCGGUGCCCACUUUAAAGCUGGAGGUGCCCUCAAAUUUAAAGGCCGUCGAACAGCAAGCUAUGGUAGAGGAAAUUGAGAGAAGCAGAAGAUGUGCUUACAUCAAUGCUGUUGUAUACGAAUGGCUUGUAAGGGCGAAUCUAAAUCCCCAGCUUAGAGGUUCCAUAACACAUGGCAUGAUAAAGGAGAAAGCCGAAACGGCCAAGCAGAUUAUAGGCUGUGAUUCAUUUACGGCCGAUAAUCGUUGGUUGAACCGCUUCCGUGAGACCCACUUAACUGGUUUUGCCCAAAAGUUGGCUUCCAAUCAGUUGAAGCCCAUAGGACCCUCCCUAUGGAUACCCGAUAUUGUGCAGGAUUUGGCCCAUCUAUUUCCACCCACCAGUGCAGAGCGUAUUGAAAACUUUGAAAAUGUUCCCGAACAGUACAUCAGCUAUAUGAAACAGUAUGGUGAAUAUGAGGAAGAAGAUGAUCCCAGUGAACAAGAACCGACACAGACUUAUCAACAGGAGCAAAAUAAUGGCUAUGGUCAGGAUACCAAAUUGGCAGCUCAAUCUUACUAUCAACAACAGCAAGUCGCCCAAUCAUAUUAUCACCAACAGCAGCAGCAACAUCACCAGCAACAACAAAAUGGCUAUCAUCACUAUAACAAUCAUCCACAUGCUGGCAUGCAUCCCGGAGCGCCCUACAGCAGCUAUCAUGAUUACUAUAAUGAACGUCCACAACAUCCCCAGCAGCAUUAUCAUCAUCAGCAACAUCCUCAGCAACAUAAUGGUGCCUAUGCAGCACAUCCUGUACAGCCACAGCUACAUCUUGAACAAACACAAGUCCCUAUGCCAGCAGCACAGCACCAGCAACAACCGCAAACGCCCAGCCGACCUCCUUCCCAUUCACCGCCACAACAGAAUGGUUUAGCGAUGGCCGACAGAGCCAGCCCAUAUGGCGCUAGCCCUAGCGCAAUUAAAAGACCACGUUCCAUCGAACCAGAUACUGAAAUACCACCCCCCACGAAAAGUUCACGAACUUCACCAGUCAAUGUUUCAGCAGCAAGCUCACCCCCACGGCCCACAUCUAAAAGUCCUCCAACGGUUAUAGAAAAUGGAGUUGGAGAAACCAAAAGCAUUAAUAACAACAACAUUGAUAAUAGUUUUAAAAUCAAAUUGCCGUUGGCAAAUGGUAGCGGCGGUGGCGGCAGUAGCGGUGCCAAUUCUCAGCGUUCUUCUACACCCAACUCUCAAGGCAAUAUCCUAAAUUCCCGCUCGAAUUCACCCAAAUCCCUCAAUGGCCAAACCACCAAUGGCAACACCUCACCCACACCCAGUCAAUCGACUAAUGCUACAAAAGAUUUAGAGACUUACGCCCAGGCCCUCGAAUACCUAAAGCCCUUGGAAGAUUUUGCUUUAUUCAAAGAGAAUUUCCGGGCCAUUGGUUUAAUAUCCCAACUAGAGAUUAUAUUGAAAAAAGCCAACAAGCCAUCAGUAACCAAAAGUAUUGCAGCCGAAUGAACAAAUUUAUCCAAAAGCAAACUUUGUAAAUAGUAUUUAUUAUUUAAUUUUAAAAUACAAAUAAAAUUCCUCAAAUUAGAGAUUAAACAAAAAACAAAACAGUUUUUAAAACCCCUCCAUUAACUUGGAAAAUGACAACAAACAAAACAAUUUUUUUUUUGUAUAAAAAAUUAAAAAUUCUUUAAUAAUUUAUUUUUAAAUUUAAUCAAAGGAUCUUUUGUGGAUUUUAUAUUGAAAAUUAUUAGAUCCUUAAGUAUUUUUUUUUGUUAAUUUGUUUAUGUAUUAUUUUUUUGUACUUGUAUGACUGAAUUUAUUUUAAAUACAUUUUAAUUUUAUUGUAGGAUUAGUAACAACUGUAUAAAACACACAAAUACAAAUAAUCUCAUUAAAUGUUAAUUUAUUUAUUUUAAUUAAAUGUAAUACAUUUUAAAAUUUAGUUUUAUAAGCAACUAUAUUAUACAAGAAAAUAAACAAACAAAAAUAUUUAAGUUUACAAACAUAAAAA